Phytophthora sojae is the source of this 966-nucleotide messenger RNA. RefSeq lists its product as hypothetical. The record is from RefSeq and is a predicted model, not a curated record. Lineage: Eukaryota; Oomycota; Peronosporomycetes; Peronosporales; Peronosporaceae. The transcript has a single exon. Bases 1 to 966 code for a protein of 321 amino acids.
AUGGAAGGUAGCGCUUCCGCGGCCGUGCCUUGCACUAGCUCAGCUACAACGGGGAACGCACGCUCCGUGGAGGACAACGUUGGUGACAGCGCUGAUGAGGAUGAGCAACUGGACUCGAUUUGCCAGCAGCUAGAUUUUGGGGACGACGACGAAGUUGAGAUCAAUGUGGGUGUAGAUCGCGGUGCUUUAGAGUUGGUGGAGGCUACCGUAGCGAAGUAUGUGUCGGUGGGGUUCUACGAUUCGCUACAGGGGGCGACCGUGGCACUACAGCAACACAACGAGUUUGAAUACACCUACAAAACUCGGUACACCUCCAAAAAUGUCACUGGGACUGAGUUCAAAUGUCGCUCGCAUGCUAUGUGCCCCAGCCCCCUCAAAAUUGUUGAGCGGAAACUUGGAGCUAACUUAGUUCGAUACGAGUUGUUGCAGAAGGGUGAGCACGGUGAUGCUUCUGUCUCGCGCACGCGGCAUGGUAUUGCAGCUGUUCACAAGUCUGAAAUUGACUCACUAUUGGAGUUAGGUAUGGGAGCAAGUCGAGUACGCAAUAUGUUGUUGCACAAAUAUCGACGCGAUCCUGACCUUUUGAAUUUGGUGCCUGAGGUUCGUAAGAUCGAGAAUAGAAAAGCGACUAUCAAGAAAAAUAUGGAGGAAGGCUGGGAUAUUGACGACUUCAACACAAUUGACAUCUGGGCACACUCGCGAUUGUGUCAAACCCGUGAAGUUUUCGACUCUGCCGACGAGUCAGACUUCGCAAAGAUGAACGAGUUGCUCGUGCUCGAGCGCUUCCAGCACAAUUUUGACGACAACGGAAAAACGAAAGCUUCGCUCGGCUUAAUCAUGACCUCGCGAGCGCUAUUUCGUAACGUGGCAAAAGCGACAACCUCUCAGAGAGGCAGUCUUGCGAUGUCGACGGACGGCACAUACCGAAUUCCAUUGUGGCAAUUGGACGUUGGUGGAUUGCGGUAG